Molecule: messenger RNA, 246 nt
Organism: Zychaea mexicana
Lineage: Eukaryota; Fungi; Mucoromycota; Mucoromycetes; Mucorales; Lichtheimiaceae
Product: NADH-ubiquinone reductase complex 1 MLRQ subunit
Exons: 4
Coding region: 1-246 (81 amino acids)
Source: RefSeq, a predicted model, not a curated record
AUGGUUGUAUCUCUUGUAAAGGCUAAUCCUGCUUUGGCACCUCUGUUCCUCUUUGCCGGUGCCGGCUGUGCUGCCGCUGUUGCCUAUCCCAUGUACCUUCUGCGAACACAUCCUGAGAUUCUCGUUGACCGCAAGAACAACCCCGCGCCAUGGAAUCGCGUGAAGCAGCAUGAGAACAUCAAGUUCAUCAACGUCAAGCCCGAAUUCUAUGAAGCCAGAAAGAACCUGGAUCGUCCCUCAUAUUAA